AUGGCUUUUAUGAUGCCUGUCGUAAAGAACGAGUUCGAAGUUUACCCAAACGGAACAAAAUCGCCACGUAGUCAUAUCAAGAAGCCCGUGAAGAGCUCCCGGAGCGCCCCGGUCACUCCUAGAUUGUCUAUCUCUCCUGGUAGCGACGCAGAAGUUCAUCUGAUCAGAGUUGUUUCAGGCAAAAGCUUUAGUACCGACAGAUCUCGAAGUAGUUCACAUAAUGUUUCCGGAAUUCCAACCCCUAAGUCGGCGUCUCAUUCGUCUCUCCACAAAUUCCACAGCCACUUGGUGGACAAGCUGAGGAAGAGACUACACCUGCAGGACAAUUUGGGGGAUGAGACUUCAAUCUGCGACUCCAGGAAAGAAGAAGACACCGUUACUCAAACCCCCUAG
Messenger RNA from Limulus polyphemus (Atlantic horseshoe crab), 393 nucleotides. RefSeq lists its product as uncharacterized. The record is from RefSeq and is a predicted model, not a curated record. Bases 1 to 393 code for a protein of 130 amino acids. The transcript has a single exon. NCBI's taxonomy places the organism in Eukaryota, Metazoa, Arthropoda, Merostomata, Xiphosura, Limulidae.